Poecilia latipinna (sailfin molly) is the source of this 1856-nucleotide messenger RNA. RefSeq lists its product as uncharacterized. NCBI's taxonomy places the organism in Eukaryota, Metazoa, Chordata, Actinopteri, Cyprinodontiformes, Poeciliidae. The coding region runs from base 218 to 1258 and encodes 346 amino acids. The transcript is spliced from 10 exons. The record is from RefSeq and is a predicted model, not a curated record.
AGAUAUCUCUAAAUGAAUUAAAGAUAUCUUAAAUUAUUCACCGUUUCCAUUUAAGAUAUCUUAAAUUGACAUUCUGACUAGUCAGAAUGACAUUAUUGAUAUCUUGAAUUAGUAUUCUGUCUAGUCAAAACGUCAUAAAUUUACGUAGCAUUUUGGCGGACAGUGUGUAAGACAUUCUAGCCUUAGGCUACUUGGUUGUACUAUUCAUUUGUCAGCAAUGUCAGGUCAGUCCAGCUCAAAUACUCGUGUUUUUAACACAAUAUUCAGCGCUGCAGCUCGUGCUCGACAUGAAUUAAGAAAUACCGAUACUUUAUUCUCUGCAACAAGAAGACUUUUUCGACGUCAAGUGCAGCGAAGUCAAGGGUCAGCUGGGAGGCGGCCAAGCCCUGUGUGGAAGACAAAUAUUUUCUUGCUUUCUGGCCCUAAUAUUGACAUUCUCCCUUCUCCCUCGGAUGUACAAAGACUGAAGAACCAUGGAUUAGGCAACCCUGUGCAUGAGGGGACAGGAACCACGAGCUCCAAAAUUAACCUGAAUUGGAGCUUGUCUGAACUGAAUAACUUUGUGUGUCAAAGUUACCCAAACAUCAGCCUAAAUCUGGUUGGCUUUGAGUUGGCAAGAGCUGGAAAAGGACGAAAGUUAAAAAAAUUACAAGUGAAUUCUGUGAGGGAGCUGAAGGAAAAGGUUGGCAAAAGCAGACUCUACAUUCUACCACGAGCAGAUGUGUCACAGGAAACCUACUCAACCUCAGCAAUGUCCAGGAGUUUGUUUCCAGAACCCUCAACUGCACCAGAAGUACAGGAUAUCUCUCCAGAGGCUGAGAGCACCAACAGCCAACAUUUAGGGGUAGAACAGACACUUCUAGAUUGGCAAUCUCUGCGGUCCCAGCAAGACAAAGAGUACGAGGAGUCUUUGUUAGCAGACCAAGAAAAUGAAAGGAGAAGACAGUGUUACAAGGCCUGGGAGGAAAGACGCAUAAAAGCAAUUGAAGAACGCCAGCAACGACUUGCACAAUAUAAAGAACCGUCAAGUGGACUGCUGUUGAAGUUCAAAUAUCCGAAUGGAUUUAUCAGAAAGAGAACUUUCAAUGUGUCUGACCCAAUUCAGGUCUUGUUUGACUUUGUUGGACAAGAUGAAAUGGCAAGUGAAAUAUUCAGUGUUCAACAAGCAACAUCAUCCACACCAAUAGAGAGUACCUCGUCAGGCUCACUUAUGGAUCAUAACAACAUCUGCCACUCUGGACGUGGAUUUCAACUCUAGAUAUUCAGGAAAGGUGUCCAGUUCAGGCGAAUGGGGUCCUGGAGCAGUCACUGUCUUCUGUCCUAAGCCUACAGACAUUGCUUUCUGACCAAGCACUGACAUCUUUGUCAGCCCAGGCACCACUGGCCCCAACAUCUCCUCAAGUGCUGUCGACAAUGCCCGAUUCCUCACAAACAUCAACUUGGUUCUCCUCCCGGGUGCCUGUGUCCCAGCCCUCCACUCAAGUACAGCCAGUUUUGCCGUCUUCUGAAGUUUCUUUGGUUGCAGCCUCAGGGCAGCCCCUUUCCCCCCACUAUAUCCUAACUCCACAUGUGAUGACCAUUGAGGAACAGGCACCAGCUUCUCCAUUUACUGAGCAACCUAUAAUUAUACUGGAAGACCAAGAAGAGCCACCUGAGUCUCCACAACGUCCACCAGAGUUGCCUUUGGAUGAAAGGAGAAUGCAGUCCCGUUACCCUUGAAAUGAUACUGGAGUUCGCUUCCGGAGCAUCCACGGUGCCUCCACUGGGCUUUCCCCAUCGUCCUCAAAUUGAAUUUCUCCAUGAGGCUAACAAAGUCUUCCCAGAAGCAAAUACUUGCCUUAUAAUGCUCCGCCUUC